Molecule: messenger RNA, 1148 nt
Organism: Medicago truncatula (barrel medic)
Lineage: Eukaryota; Viridiplantae; Streptophyta; Magnoliopsida; Fabales; Fabaceae
Product: LOB domain-containing protein 38
Exons: 2
Coding region: 178-879 (233 amino acids)
Biological process (GO): regulation of gene expression
Source: RefSeq, a predicted model, not a curated record
CCUCUUCUUCUCCUUCAUCCCCUUUAUUUAUUUAUACCCCAACUUCACUUCAAUUCGCAUUCUCCAUUCCAUUAUUCCUAAACCACCUUCUCUCUGUUUUCUCUUUCUAUUAACAUAUACUAUUCUUUCUAUUUUCAUGCGAGAGUGUGAGAGAUUUUGUAACACCAAAAUAGAAACAUGAGUUGCAAUGGGUGCCGAGUUCUUCGAAAAGGUUGCAGUGAGUCGUGUAUUUUACGACCUUGUUUGCAAUGGAUCGAAACUCCAGAAGCUCAAGGCCACGCUACUGUUUUCGUAGCAAAAUUCUUUGGUCGGGCUGGUCUCAUGUCCUUCAUUUCCAACGUCCCUGAACCACAGAGACCAGCUCUGUUUCAGUCUCUACUGUUUGAAGCGUGUGGGAGAACGGUUAACCCUGUGAACGGUGCUGUUGGACUUCUUUGGACUGGAAACUGGCACGUGUGUCAAGCAGCAGUUGAGACGGUUCUUCGCGGUGGCACGCUAAGGCCUUUACCGGAGCUGACACUUCUGGACGCGCCUCUCACUGCCACCGAUGAAGCUUCUGAGGCGGAAGACGGUGGUGCUGAUGCUAUGUGGAAGAUCCGAGAACCGAAUUUCGGGUUGGCGAGCUCACGAUCUAGCAAUAAGGUGUGUUCUGGAAGCAAACGGAGGAGAUCGGAGGAGUUUGUCAAGGUUCCGGCGGCGAUUAAUCUUGAUUUACGAUUGACGCCGAUUUUUCAACAGAAGGCGGUGGAGGAACGCCGGCAUGGUUCGCCGUCGAUGACGUCGGAGGAAUCGGUGACGACGACGGCGUGUUUGGAGACUGGGAUUGGAGAUCGGUGGAGUCACGGUGGUGAUCGGAAAGUUCUCAACCUUUUCAUAUGAGGAUUUUCUGUAUUUGUGUUGAGCGUGACUCUCACGCGCCGUAAAGUUUUUCUGUUUUGCUCACAAUACUCAUUGUGGUGAAAAGAGUAAAACGGUUUUGUAGUUCGGUGAAUUUUCGUGAGUUACCGGUUCAGGAUUUCUCUAGAGAGAAAGAUGAUGGUUCGUCGGUGAUUUUUUUCUUUUUGCUGCUAAAUAUGAGAUGUGUAAACCUGUAACCGUGGAAUAUCAAAUAUUAAAUCAAAUUAAAUAAAUAGUUUUUUUUUUUUUAA